Messenger RNA from Paramecium octaurelia, 1161 nucleotides. The record is from the annotation of a GenBank genome assembly. NCBI's taxonomy places the organism in Eukaryota, Ciliophora, Oligohymenophorea, Peniculida, Parameciidae.
AUGAUUCAAAAUAUUAUAAUACUUCAGUAUAUCAACACAUACACGAAAUAAGAAAAAUCAAUAGUGUCUUUGUUAACAAUUACCUAGUAUAUAUUAUUUAAUCUUGAAAAUAAAGGUUACAAGUUUCUUUGUCAUGAAACAAUGGAUUAGGAUUAUAUUCGCCUAUUAAAUAAAGAUCUAAUAAAUGAAGCAAUCCUUAAUCAUUUAUGGAUAGAAUUUGCCAAACAUUAAUAUUCUUUUCAAUAAUUAGAAAACAAAAAUCGUACAAGUUAUUUACGAAUGAUUUAUGUUAUGUAUUUUAACUUUCUUUAGAAUAAUCACAAUUAACAGCUUCAAUCAUGUUAACAGAUCAAUCAAUUAAAUAGAGAAAAUAAAAGAUAGAAUUAGGAAUGAGGAAGCAAAAUAACAAGUAUAUUUUUUCUUUAAAAAUGAUCCUGUUGUCAGAUAUAAUAGAAUUGAUUAAAAAUUUAAAUUGCUCGAUUUUUUAUUAAAUAUUUUAUAAAGAACAAAAAAUGGAUAGUUAAAAGUUAAUUAUAUCUUGGACUAUUUUGUGAGCUUAGAAUACAAUAAAUUGUUACUCUAAAGUUACAUCAAUAAAUAAUAAGAUUUUACACCCCUUAUAUGUCAAUGAUGUAUUUCAUUUUAUGAGUCAAUCCAAAAAUUAAACCAAAUUUUGAUAGCUUAAACAACGAUUGAUUUAGCAGAAAGCUGGUUUGAAAGGCUGAUUUGAUGCUAAAAAACAUCCUUUGAAAGGAUUAAUAAUAUGUGUCCAAGAAAUUCUUUGUUUAAGAGAGUUUGAUAAAUUUGAAAUUGUGUUAAUAGUUUAAGGUUUAAUUUCUAAGGAGAAAUAACUUCUAAAGGCUUUUGACUAUUAUCAUUCUAACUUAUUAAAAAAUAUUACUGCUUCUUUGGCAAACUAUGUUUUCUCAUAGAUUGGUAAACAUCAAAAAUAACAGAUUGAAAAAAAGUUCAAACUUGAAGAUGCAUAAUCCAUUUUUGAUGAUCUAGUUGAAUCGAGUUCCAUUAAAUCAUUAAAUGGUGUUACGCACUAUUUAGAUGUAAUUUAUCUCUUUAACUAAGGCACUGGCAAUAUUUAAUGCAUUUGAAACAGAGCACAAAUGUAUUGAUAUUAUAAGAAGAGCAAUAAUGGAAGAUUAAUGA